This is a messenger RNA of Venturia canescens, 3742 nucleotides long. RefSeq names its product prothymosin alpha-B. The coding region runs from base 606 to 965 and encodes 119 amino acids. The record is from RefSeq and is a predicted model, not a curated record. The transcript is spliced from 3 exons. Lineage: Eukaryota; Metazoa; Arthropoda; Insecta; Hymenoptera; Ichneumonidae.
UCUCGUCGUCUCAUCAGUACACAUCAAGCUCCUCUACCAACUGGUUCGUUUCUCUAUUCUCUGUCUCUCUAAAACACGUUGUAAGAAACGCGGCUCCCUUUCUCUCUCACUCUAACCCUUGGUGUUUCCCCUUCCCCGUUUCGGGUUUCGCCUGACGACGCUUACUUGCUCUCUCGGGCAUUUCGCCGGAAACCGACGCCGCGCGAGGACACAUCGGCGGCUUACGUGCUCAUCACACAUACACACACACACAAACGCACGCACGCACGCGCACACACGUAUAUCCAGCAAAUGCGCAUACUCUUACUACAGUUAUAUAGACGCAGGCGCGCGCGCGUGAUCGUGUUGGAAAAGAGAGGGAGUUGAAACAGACCUACGGGGCCGUAUACUUUACGUUCUCGCGCGAUAGUACGAAAGCAACGAGGGGGAGAGAGAGCCCACAGUUCGUCAGAAGCAAGCGAACCCGCGGAUUCGUAGCACUGUAACGGAGAAGCGCCAACGGGAAAUAAUACCAACAGCGUGCACAAUAUUUCAUAAAUCGUGAACACGAUUCCAUUGAAUAAAUAUCAAUUAUAAAAAGUAAUUUAAAAGAAAUAAUAACCAAAAUGAGCACCAAGGAAAAUAACGAGGCUGCGGUGGAGAAGGCAACGGAAAACGACAAGCCGACGGGGGACGCAAAGUGCGAGCUCAAGGGAAUCAAAAGGGCGGCUGAGGAUAAAAACGACGAAGUUAAAAAACACAAGAAAGACGAGAACGGUGCCGGCGAGGUCGAGGAGGAUGUGGACGAGGAAGAAUUGGAAGACGAGGAGGACGAUGUUGAGGGUGACGGCGACGAUGACGACGAGGAUUUGGAGGUCGAAGGCGAGGGAGAUCUCGAUUCCGCCGAAGAUGAGGAAGACGAUGAGGUCGAGGGGGAGGGCGAGGGUGAAGCGGGGGCCGACGAAUACGACGAUGACGACGCAUAAUAUAAAGAGGGAAAUAAGAAACUCUAUCGGUAAGAACGCGGGAGGUCCAAGGGUAAACGAUGGCUGGCGCAAUUGUUGGAGCAGGAACCGUUUGAAAUCGUUCUCACCAAAUAAAAAAAAGAGCAACGGUCCAAUGCCGGACAAAAUAGAAGAACAGCGAUGUAACAACGAGACAACAGCGAACAGCGAAGAAGACUUUACCCUGACAUUGUGCGGUUGGUGGAAAAAUAAUAUCGACGCCGAAUCAUGUCCGAACGACUAAAUGUCGAAACCUCCUGAUUUACCGCUAAAUGAAAAAACAAAUUGAAUAUAUUUAUAUAUAUAAAUAUACAUAUAUAUAUAUAUAUAUAUCUAUAUACAUAUACGAAAUAUACACGCAAUUGUGUAUAUCCUUACUGUACACACAUGCGCGCGCGCGCCCGCGUAAACACACAUUCACACAAGCACAUAUGUAUUUAUAUAUAUAUAUAUAUAUAUAUGUAUAUCUAUAUAUAUACGUGUAUGGUUAAGUAUAAUAGCGGCAACUGCAACAGUAAACGACGAUGACGACGACGACGACAACGGACAAAUUGCAAAAUAUCGCCAGAGUUGCGGUGGACUGACGCUUCGUAGUUAGGGUCGAUUUAAAAGACGAAUUAAUUGAAAAGUAAAAACGAAAACCACGGUCUUGGGCCUCUGCAAUUCUGGCCAACCUAAGCCAUCACCAAAAACCGCUGCGUGUUAGGUCCAACAUCGACGACGAGAUCACUCUCCCACGGGUUCAAAUUAACGGAAAUUAUAUUACAUCCUUCUCGUUCCUUUCUCCCUCUUUCUCUGUCUCUCUCCUGCUGGAACAUCUCCCAGGUGCAACAGAGUCUCGCCCUGUUCCUCUGUGCUCCUAGUGAACGCUUCCUGCCGCCUCGCUGAAAUAAUUCAAGCGCAACUCGGAGGUUCAUCUUGUAGAAAAAAAAUCAUGUACGCGCGUCGAGAAACACCUUGUCCUAUGAUCCUGUAUGUACACGUACGUGGCGGAAAAACAUGCGUAUCGGAGAGAUUCCGUCGUUCGAUCUCCGGCCGAAACAAAUUGACAGAAAGAAAAAUGCUAUUCCAACUGGUACUCGUCGCCAUUCGUUCGCGGCUGACUCUUCUUCGCGACGAGACAGUUUUUCAACGAGAUAAUAAGAAUAAAAAAGCGAGAAGAACGGGAAGAAUGAAAAAGAAACAAAAACUUAUUUAAGAAUAAAAACAAAAAGCUCUAUUGUAUUUAAAAAUAGUGUAAAAUGGACGAAUGUGGGUGAUGAUUUUUUCUUUUUUUUUACACUUGAAAUCAAAUUGCGUUUGUAGGGUUGACGAAUGCCUCUCACAUAUAGUGCGCGUGACUGAGUUUUAUUUUAAAUACCAAUAAUGUGUAAUAGACGAAGAAUAAUGAAUAAUAAAUAAUGAAGAAGGGGGUUUAAUAAAUAGUUGAAAAAUGAAUAAUGAAGGUGAAAUGAAGAGAAGAAAAACGGACGAUAGAGCGAGAGGGAGGAAAAGGGGGAGGGAGGAGGUAGGUGUCACGUCGAAACAAUGCCGAAGCGGGUGGAAUGCUAGCCGAUGUUUUACACGAGGUUAUUUAUUAUAAAUUGGUGCAUUUUUUUUUAAAUUCGAACGAGCGACAAAGACGUGCCGAUGAACUGAAAUAACUGACCAAUAUGGACCAGUAAUGGUGAAAAUAAUGAGGCAUCGCUCGGUGUGGUGAACGAUGCACGGGUUAUAUGAGGAAUGCUCAAGAGAUAACUUUUAAAAGAAGAGAAAUAACUGAAAAAAGCAAUCGAAUCGUAUACCGGAUUCCUUACCUUCGUGAAACCUCUCUCUCGUGCCCUGCACGAUUUUACCGAUGGACCGACCUCUUCAAAUAAAAUGGAAAAAUACAUAUUGUAGCUUGAGAAAAGAAAUUUUCAUCAUUUAUACGUGAAAAGAUGUAUUAAAUUUGAAAAAAAAAAAAAAAUUCCAGGAGAUUACAGUUCCGAAUCAACGUAAGAAAAAAAGUUAUGCCAAUGGGCGAAUAAUAUCUGAAUCGAAAAACAUAACUUAUCGGAAUCGCCGAUUAAACGCCGGUAGCAUACCACCGAAUCCAGAUGCCUUCCGAUCAUCCGGUUGCUUAUCCAUUCGUUUCAAGUCUCUUACUGCUGCUGCAUGGGGUCAGUUUCGAUCGGGCAAACCCAUGAAAAGCCCACAGAAGAAUCGCCGAGCCAGAGGUAUGUGGCUGGUGCGGCGACGGCGGCAAAUUCACAUUUCCUUUUGGACAUUCGGUUGCGGUGUUUGGUUUCCGCGCUGGAUCCACCACGUGGAUAAAAAUAAUGCGUAUGUGUAUUUGCGUGUGCGUGCGCGUGUUUGUAUGUGACUCCGACCGUUGCAUAGUAAUGAUACAUAGCAUGUAUAAAGUUAUGGACUAAGGAACAUUUUAUUAUUAACAAUGAUACCGUGUAAACGUAUACCAUAAAAGAUAAAAAAAAAUCGAGAAAAGAUCGGACGUUCGUUGCACUCCGGAUUUCGGCAUAAUGAAAAUAAAUAAAUAGAUAUAUAAACGAACGAUCAGAGAAAUCUUUGUCACGAUUCGACGUGUCAAAUUUUUGCUCCGCUAUGAAAGAUAAACAAAAAACUAACAUAUAACAAUCAGGUUCCGAAGGGAGAAGCUAUUCUUCUCUCGCCCCUCCUCCCCCCCUUCGACGGAGACACACAAACGCAUAUAUACGUUUCACAUGGGAUAACUUGACUCUCGAUUGUACAUUUUCACAAUAAAUUAACAAUGUAUGAUA